This is a messenger RNA of Andrographis paniculata, 1137 nucleotides long. RefSeq lists its product as uncharacterized. The transcript has 2 exons. Lineage: Eukaryota; Viridiplantae; Streptophyta; Magnoliopsida; Lamiales; Acanthaceae. The record is from RefSeq and is a predicted model, not a curated record. The coding region runs from base 1 to 1137 and encodes 378 amino acids.
AUGCAACAGAUGCAACAACCUCGUUUCUAUGAGAAACAGCCACCCCAAGCACCCACAAGCAACUCCAGUCCAUCUUUGGAAGACUUGGUGAAGUCUAUGGCUAUCAGUACCCUGCAAUUCCAGCAAGAGAUGAAGUCAACUGUCGACAAAUUACAAGGUCAGAUCAAUCAAGUGUCAGAGGAGAAUACGAGUGCUAUAACUCUUCGUAGCGAAAAGGAAUUGGAAGGUCCACCUCCUAUAUCAAAGGAACAGAAUGAGGAUAGGAUUGAAAUGGAGAUUGAAAAAGAAGCUGAGAUCCACGAAAAGGUACAUCCUAAUUCUGUUCCUCCUACUGAAGCUAAAUCAGCUCCUUUUCCUGACAGGUUGAAGAAACCACAAAAGACAAACAAACGAAAAGAGAUGAUGGAAAUAUUUAAGAAGUUGGAACUUAAUAUCCCGCUCCUGGAAGCUAUCAACCAAAUCCCCAAGUACGCGAAGUUUUUGAAAGAACUGUGCACCAACAAAAGAAAAUUGCGAGGGGACGAGCAUAUUAUAGCGGGUGAGAACGUUUCUGCUGUUAUCAAAAGAAAGGUACCACAUAAAACCGGUGAUCCAGGUAUAUUUUCUAUCCCUCGUAAGAUUGGAAAAACUGAUAUAACUAAGGCUAUGCUAGAUCUAGGAGCUGCUAUUAAUGUCAUGCCUCGAUCAAUAUACGACUCUUUAAAUCUAGGGCCUCUAAAAGAAACAGGAAUUAUUAUUCAACUUGCUGAUCGAACUAAUGCUUAUCCUGAUGGUAUGAUAGAAGAUGUACUAGUUCAAGUGAAUGACUUAAUUUUUCCUGUUGAUUUUUAUAUUUUGGAUAUGCAUGAUGCACACUGCUUUAAUCCACCGCCUCUUUUGUUAGGAAGACCUUUUAUGUGCACUACAGGAACAAAGAUAGAUGUUAAAAAGGGCACACUCAGCUUGGAGUUUGAUGGAGAAGAAUUUCAUUUCAAUAUUUUUAAUCCCAUCAAAUGUCCUGUUGAAUCUGAAUCGUUAUAUGCAAUUAAUGUUAUUAAUUCUGUGGUUCAGGAAACUUAUGAAGUUGGUAAUGAGAAUAAACAAAGAACUGUAUUGACAACACAGUUAGAGAAAAGACCAACUGGAGAGAGUAAGUGA